Messenger RNA from Aspergillus campestris IBT 28561, 1461 nucleotides. RefSeq names its product transcription initiation factor TFIID subunit 7 family protein. Bases 1 to 1461 code for a protein of 486 amino acids. Gene Ontology annotation, molecular function: RNA polymerase II general transcription initiation factor activity. The record is from RefSeq and is a predicted model, not a curated record. NCBI's taxonomy places the organism in Eukaryota, Fungi, Ascomycota, Eurotiomycetes, Eurotiales, Aspergillaceae. Gene Ontology annotation, cellular component: transcription factor TFIID complex. Gene Ontology annotation, biological process: transcription initiation at RNA polymerase II promoter; RNA polymerase II preinitiation complex assembly. The transcript has a single exon.
AUGUCAGAAUCGCGCCCUCCGAUCAAACUCACCUUCGGCAAGAAGAAGGCCGCCGAAGAUCCUUCCAAGAACCAACCUCCGCCUCCCUCUCAACCGCCCGCGACCGAGACCCCCCAACGCAAACUGACUCUCAAGAUCGCCCGAAAGCCCGAGGAAAAUACGCCGAAGGCAGAGACUCCAGACGAAAAACCCAAAAAGAAGAAGCCGGCCAAGAAACGCCCCGCGGACGGACCCGCAUCGAUCGAAACACCUGCCGCCUCCGUCACCCCAUCCGGCCCCAAACGGUUGAAGCUAAACCCGUCCAAAAAGCCCGGCGUCCAGUCGAUCCGCAUCAAGAACAAGGCCCUCGUGCCCUCGCGCCCGGUAGGGGUAGGCUACGACUCGGAAGCCUCAGACACCGAAGCCGAUCCCGCCAUCGAGGAGCAGUUCAUCCUGCGCAUGCUCCCCGGCGAAGACUGCGACCAUCUACGACGCUCCAUCGCCGAACGACGCUUCGACCGGUCCGAAAUCUCCUUCAAGCCGCUGAACCGCGAGGGCCGGCGCGCCAUCUUCCGGGUCCGCGACAAACAAUACGCCGCCGCGCUGGUCGACCUGCCGUGUAUCGUCGAGGGGAUGAAGAGCUGGGACCGUCGCGGGUGGUACAAGUCGGCCGACAUCUGCCAGAUGCUGCUGAUUCUCGGCACGGUGGCCAACGACCGUGAGGCGCUGGAGUACCCUUUGCCCGCAGAUCUCACCCAGCCGGACGAAAAGACCCUGCAGUAUCCACACGGUCUGACGCCGCCGCUGCGGUGGGUGCGCCGGCGCCGAUUCCGCGAGCGGGUCAGCACGCGCACGAUCGAGCAGGUGGAGAAGGCGGUCGAGGACCUGAUCGCGCAGGAUGAGGCGGCCGUGGGCUUGCCGCGCUACGAGCUGAUCGACAGCGCGUCGCUAAACCGCGCCGAAGGGUUUGUCCAGAACGGAGAAUACGACAUGGACAUGUACGACGACGAGCAGGACGCUGAGGGCGAGGUGGAAUACGGCAUGGAGGAUGGGCUCUUCGGGGACGAUAUGGAGGACGCCCUCGCGGCGGAGAUGGAGGCGGCUCUGGCGGCCGGAGACGAGCCGCCGGCGCCACCCGCACCGACCGACUCCGGGGUGUAUCAGGCGGGUACGCCCACAGCCACGAAACCGCCUACCCCAGCCGCGGAGUCGUCCGGCGACGAGAGCGACGGGUCGGACCGAGACGACGGCGACGAGCCCGAGGAGGAAUUGGACGACGAGCAGCUGGAGCAGCAGCAGCAGAUGCAGCAGCAGCGGGAGGAGAUCGCGGAGCUGGAGGCGCUGAUCCGGGCGGACACGGCACGAUGGCAGACGAUGACGAACCAUAUCCUGCGCGGGAAGCUGGCGACGAAGAUCCAAAAGCUGAAGCGGGACUUGGAAUUGAAGAAAGUGUCUAUUGGAGAGGGGGAUGCGGAUGCCUGA